Molecule: messenger RNA, 1006 nt
Organism: Acaromyces ingoldii
Lineage: Eukaryota; Fungi; Basidiomycota; Exobasidiomycetes; Exobasidiales; Cryptobasidiaceae
Exons: 1
Coding region: 151-609 (152 amino acids)
Source: RefSeq, a predicted model, not a curated record
AAGGAGAAGCGUUCGCUCAGCAGUGGCAAGGGAGAUAUUACCACCACCACCACCACCAGCACCACCACCACCACUUACAACGAAGGCCUUUCUCCCAUCGAGAGGCACAUCUCAGCAGCGAAUCAACAAGAAGCGCAAGAGAAGUGAACCAUGGCGAAGUCGCUCCGAGCAUCCUCCAAGGUCAAAGCGCGCAAUGCGAGACGAUACAACGACAAGACAGACUAUGCGGUGACGCACGCUGCGCGCCUGAACGCCAUCAGCAGCCGCCUGGCGCAGCGCGUGGCGGCAAAGGAAGACGCUGAGGAACAGGCCUCGAAGGCUGAGGACGAGAUGGAGACGGAGGGCCAGGAUGCGUCCGCAGCAGCAGCAGCAGCGGGAGACAAUGACCAAGGUUGGUACCGGUUGAGCUCCCCGCUCUGUUCCUUUUCACAGAUCGAGCAGCAGCAGCAGCAGCAGAAAAAAGAAAGGGGAGGAGAUGUUGAUGCGUUGCUUCUGGGGCUGGUGGACCCCGACUCGAUUGGGUUCUCAGACUCGGAGUCAGAGGCGUCCUCUGAUUCCUCCGAGGAAGACAGGCUGUCUUGGCUGUGGGAGCAGCAAGAUCUUCAGUGAUUUGGUUUCAAAGAUCACUGACUCCCUUCUCUUCUCCCUUUUUUCUCUGCCUUCUUCACCCCUUUUCCCUUUACCACCCGUCAUCGUGCCUUUUCCUCUCAUUUUGUUUCCUAUCGCUCGACGCAUCGACGCAUCGAUGCCACAACACAAACAGAAGCCAAGCCAAAGAUCAGCACCUCGGGCACACGGCAGAACCGUCGCGAGACGUGGCGCAAGGAAAAGGGCUGGAAGCCCAAGAAGGGAACGAACAACAACGGUCGUCCCAAGCGAAGGAGAUGAUCAUGUGCUCACUCUUCUUUUUGCCUCUCUCUUCUCACUUGCUUGUACUUGUACGCGCUCACAACACACACACUCCAUGAUGAACCUCUAUCGCUAGUAAUACCAUUGCUUUCUACUU